Cladophialophora yegresii CBS 114405 is the source of this 2670-nucleotide messenger RNA. Its product is annotated as protein SEY1. The coding region runs from base 1 to 2670 and encodes 889 amino acids. Gene Ontology annotation, cellular component: endoplasmic reticulum. Gene Ontology annotation, biological process: endoplasmic reticulum membrane fusion. The transcript is spliced from 3 exons. The record is from RefSeq and is a predicted model, not a curated record. Lineage: Eukaryota; Fungi; Ascomycota; Eurotiomycetes; Chaetothyriales; Herpotrichiellaceae. Gene Ontology annotation, molecular function: GTP binding; GTPase activity.
AUGGCGAACUCGACUCUUCCUCCGCCGCAGUCGCCGGAGCGUUCCUUGACUUCGAACAAUAGACCUAUACCGAUUAACCGUGCCAAUACUGCCCCGGACAAGAUGUCAACGAAUGGCCAUUUUGCGUCGGCCGGCCAAAAUGGGCACGCCGAUUUUGAAAAUGGUGUCCAAGUCGUGGAUGAGGACAAGCAGUUCAAUCCGGAUCUAGCCAAGUAUCUCCAAUACACUGGCGUGUCUCACGCGGGAUUCAAUUAUCACCUCAUUUCCGUUUUCGGUUCGCAGUCAACUGGCAAAUCCACCCUCCUGAAUGCCCUCUUCGAGACCGACUUCUCCGUGAUGGCCGAAGCAGAACGGCGGCAGACGACAAAAGGAAUAUGGUUAGCGAAGAACAAGUCCUCGGCGACAGAGAUGGCUGAUAAUAUCCUGGUCAUGGAUGUCGAAGGUACAGACGGCCGGGAACGUGGGGAAGACCAGGACUUCGAGCGAAAAAGCUCUCUGUUUGCUUUGGCAACCAGCGAAGUCUUGAUGGUCAACAUCUGGGAGCAUCAGGUCGGCUUAUACCAGGGCGCCAACAUGGGGUUGCUCAAGACCGUCUUCGAGGUCAACUUACAAUUAUUCCUCAAGGACAAGAAGUCGACCUCGCGGAGUCUGUUGUACUUUGUUAUUCGAGAUUUCCUUGGGACUACACCCCUCCAGAACCUACGAAAUACGUUGAUGCAAGAUAUGGGCAGGAUAUGGACCAGUUUGUCCAAGCCACCAGGUCUGGAGAAUAGCAGCAUCGAUGACUAUUUCGACUUUGCCUUUACUGCCCUGCCACACAAACUGUACCAACCAGAACAGUUCAAGGCCGAGGUCGCGAAAAUGUCAACUAGGUUCAGGGACGGCCAGCGCGACCGCAGACGAGACGCAUUAUUGGGAGAGUUCGAGGGCGGUAUAUUCCUUCCGGAAUAUCACCGAAGGAUUCCUGCGGAUGGCUUUUCGCAUUAUGCUGAAGGCAUUUGGGAUCAGAUUGUGAACAACAAGGAUCUUGAUCUUCCGACCCAACAGGAACUCCUCGCACAGUUCCGCUGUGACGAGAUUAUGAGGGAGGUAAUGAUCGCUUUCGACGAGGCUAUCACCCCUUUCGAAACACAACAAGCAGAUGCGGCGCGGUCAGGGAGACCUGAGGUCAUCGCUGGGCUGGGAGCUGCCAUGAAGGAGGCAAGAGCCAGCACGAUCAAGGAUUUCGAAACCGAAGCCGGCAGAUACCACAAGGGCGUGUACCAGAGGAAGCGAACCGAGCUUGAGAGCAAGAUCGAUACGAGACUCAAGGUCCUUUUCACUGGGCAACUGUCCGCCGCACACAAAGACGGCGUCCAGCACUUUUCGGACGCUGUGAGUGGCGCUGUCAAGGCUGGGCAAAAGAAGGGAGCAUCCUAUGAUUUUGCCGAGAUCGUCAAAGAGCAGAAGAAGAUCGCCAUCGACAAAUUUGAGUCGGACGGAAAGGAGGCUACAAUCGAAGGCUUGCCCUGGUCCAACUACAAGCAGGAAUUAGCACUGUAUCAAAAAGAACUGGACAAGAUCUCGGGUCAACUACGGCGCGACGAGAUGCGGCGAUUAGCCACGCGGGUUGAGCGAUGGGUCCGAAGUAAGCUCAAUGAUAGCGUCGGCCUUGAAUUUAACGCUCUUGGCUCGGGCCGGGGCGGCUCGGGUGCGCCUGAGCAGGGGGACAAACUCACGGAAAUGGGUAUCUGGGACCGCAUCUGGUCUCUCUUUGUCAACACCGUGCAGGAGGCUGAGAAGCGCUUUGCCGACCGAGCUGCUUCCUUCGACGCUAGUGCCGAAGAAGUUGAGGUGGGCAUCUGGCGGCUGAGGAGGAAAUCGUGGGCCGUCCUGCGGUCCAAGAUUGACGAGGAAAUGAUGGAAGGUAAUCUCUUACUCAAGCUUCGCGAAAAUUUCGAGGACAAAUUCAGAUACGACGAAGCCGGUGUUCCUCGGAUAUGGCGGCCGACCGAUGAUAUCGAGGGAAUCUACACCAAAGCGCGAGAAAGCACAUUAACCCUGAUUCCUCUUCUGGCCCGCUUCCGACACUCGGAGACAGGAGCACCUCCGCCCCUGGACCGGUGGAUCGGCCGGACUCCUGCAGCUGCCACCCCAGCCGACGAAGAAGACCUCACACCCAUUGGAGGUGUCGAUGAGGAGGAAGGAAAAAGCCUGGAAGAGGAGACCAUGAUCCUUAACGAAGCCAAGCGGCAGGACCUGACUGUCAGGUUCAAGAAAGCGGCCGACGGGGUGUACGUCGAAGCCAAGCGUAGUGCGAUCGGUGGCAUGACUCAAGUACCCUUGUACUUUUACGGCUUGCUACUGGCGCUAGGGUGGAAUGAGAUAGUUGCUGUGCUUAGGAAUCCCGUCUAUUUCAUAUUCCUCAUCCUUGUUGCCAUUGGAGCAUACGUCACAUAUACACUCAACCUCUGGGGGCCCAUGUUGAAGAUGGCAAAUGCAGCAUCGCAGCAAGCGUUGGAGGAGGGAAAGAAGAGACUCAGGGAGUUCUUGGAGGAGAAUCCCCGUGCAGCCCAUGCGGUGGCUGUGUCGACCGGUCACGAAGAAUUUGAGAUGAAGAACUUGAAGUCUUCGUCGAGACAGAAGUUCAAGACGGAUGGCGCUGAUGAUGAGGAGGAUGACGAGAUAUAA